Phyllotreta striolata is the source of this 1419-nucleotide messenger RNA. NCBI's taxonomy places the organism in Eukaryota, Metazoa, Arthropoda, Insecta, Coleoptera, Chrysomelidae. The record is from the annotation of a GenBank genome assembly.
AUUUCAUGUCCAACGAAAUACCUGUUAACAAUGAAACAGGAAACAAACUCAACCCUAAACAAACCAGACACUUUAUUUCUCUACACUUCCGUUAUAACUGUCGGUUUACUUUUCAUCGCAAUGGGUGCUUCAAUGGUGUGGACUUCACCGGUUUUAGGCAAAUUAUCUUCAAACAACACCGAAAUAAACCCCAUAGGAAGACCCAUCACAGCACUGGAAACAUCCCUGUUAACCGGAAUACCGGAACUCACCAACAUCAUAGGAUUCAUCCUCGUCACGAAACUCGCGGAUGUAAUCGGAAGAAAACCCUACAUGCUUCUAUCCGGAGCUAUAAUGUUGCUAGCAGGAAUAGCCCUAGCGUUUAGCGAUAGCAUCCUGUACAUGAUCAUAACCAGAUGCAUUUUCGGUUUUACCGGAGUACUCAGCGUUACACCGGUGUAUGUAGCGGAGAUUUGCGAGAAACACAACCGAGGAAAGUUCGGCUGUUACUCGGGAAUCUUCCAUCAAAUCGGCCAUCUUUUCGGCUUCGUCAUCGGGCCUUUCCUCAGCGUGAGAUAUUUCACGCUAGCGAUAACCGCUCCGACGUUAAUUUUUAUUGUAGUGUUCCUAAUAAUGCCCGAAAGUCCGGUGUAUUUGUUGAAGCACGGCGACGAAGAAGAGUGUAAAGCGAGCUUAAGAAGAUUAAGAAGCAAUAAAACCGAUGAUGAGUUGGUAAUGGAUCUGGAGAGAUUGAAGGAAGAUCUGCGAAACGAACCUAAAGGCAAAGCGAUCGAUUUGUUCAAAAAACGCCAGCAUAUAAUCGGUUUGUUGCUGGGUUUUCUGCCGAUUUUGUUGAAAUACUGCUCGGGUGUUACCGUGUUAUUGAUGUAUUUAGCACCAUUUUUCGAUUCAGCCGGCACCAACCUCUCGGGAGACUUAGUAGCGAUCAUCGUAGCUCUACUAAAAAUCACCCUAUUCACUCUCACGUCCUUCGUAGUAGAGAAUUUCGGUAGAAGAAGAAUGCUGCUCGUCUCCACCAUCGGAACUUCCAUACCUUUAACCGCUUUGGGCGUCUACUUCUACUUGCACCACGUGCAAUCUCCUGUUGUAAAUCACCUCCAGUGGCUCCCUCUGACCGGCCUGUUGCUCGCCGUGGGCUUCUUCGGAUUGGGGCUGGGCCCCAUUCCGGCCUAUCUGGUCACCGAGUUCUUUCCGGCCGAUCUCCGGACCGUUUCCAGUUCGAUCGUGAACGCCUCCGGGGGCGUCGCGGCGUUCGCGCUGGCGUCGUUGUUUCCUCUGGUCACCCGGCGAUUCGGCGCCGAGUGGUGCGUGUGGUGGUUCGGCGCCAAUUGCGGCGCCGGCGCGGCGCUCAUCUACCUGUUUCUGCCCGAAACCAGAGGGAAGAGUUUCGAUGAAAUACAGAAAAUGCUUCGAAGAUGA